UUCUCUUAUUAAUAUAUCUGAUUCAAAUUUUUGUUUAAAUUACAAAAUGGUUGUUGUUAUUCAUUUACUCUACAGGAUUUUAUCGUCGGCAAAGCGAAUGCAGAAAGUAAAGCCUUAUACAUUGCAUUGCUCGCUGCUUGUACUUGUAUUCAUUUAUGCUUUUGUUGGGGGAUUAAUCUUCAAUAAAUUGGAAGCACAGGCCACACAGGAACAGUAUAAAAAGUUAGAAGUCCUUGAACAAGUACCCUCUUCUCAACCACUAGAUGAACGACCAAGGACGGAUCGCAUUUUGCAUUGUUUUCAAAGUGAACCUGAUCAUCGAUCUCAAUGGAGUUGGAUAACUGGCACACUGUAUAGCUUUGGCAUUAUCACAACACUUGGCUACAACAGAAUAGGACCAAUAACACUGGCAGGCCGGCUUUUUUGUGUUUUUUACGGGAUUUGUGGCAUUCCUCUAACAAUGAUUAUUGAAACAUACCGAGAGAAGAGGCGACGUUCGCGCGUUACAGGCGCUUCUGGUUUAAGUGCUAGUGAAGAAGAAAUUGAGGAUUCAUCUGUAGAAUUUAUGUCUCUUGGCCUAUUGAUAUCCUUCUUGUUUUAUGUCUGCUUGGGUGCUUUCUUAUUGCCACUUCUAAACGGCGAGGCUACAAUUGACUUUGGACAACUUGUUCCUUCAAAGUGGGAAUUUUUGCCAAUCACCUUUCUUUAUGUAUGCAUUGGGCUUGCUAUAACGACAAUCGCGAUAGAGAUUGGUUCUGAGUAUCUAAAGAAGCUCCAUCACUUUGGAAAACGUAUGAAAAAUGUAGCACAGACCAGGAUUUGGUUUGGCGGCAAAACACUGAAGGUGAGAGAUUUAUUGCAUGCUGUUGGCAAAAAAUGUGGUAUUGACCCUUCAGAAAUUGACAAGCUGGAUCUUGAAAAUGUUAUUGAGAGAGCAGUGGCAAUUAGUGAGGGACGUGAACCUCCAAUGGAUACAAAUGAAGAACCGCCACCACCAAAAGAGCCGCAACCACCAGCUACUGAGGAAGUACCUCUGCUUGAAAAUAAUAGAAAUGAGGACCGGCGAUCACGUACUCCACCUUUUAAAAGGGCAGCCGAACGUGUUGUGAGCCUCCCCAUUGUUGAACAGACAAAGCCGAUUGAUAAUGUCAAUGAGAGCUUAGAAAACAGCAACAGAAAUUUGCGAUUGGAUCUCUGCGAAUUUGUUGCAAUAGAUAUGGAUUUGCCUGAUGGACCUAUAGAGGAGGCACUUACUUGGAUGGAACCAGUGCAAAUAGAUCCAGCCAUUGCUUCACCUAAAGAUUUGGGCGCUUAUGGGCCACCGCACGUAAUAGUAGAUGAAGAUGAACGGAUUCUGGAUUUAGAACCGAGAAAAUUUAAAGAAAAAAAGGAAAAGUAUGGAAGGGAUGCCAAAAGGCUUUACGAAACCUAUCAAGAAGAAUGGGAGAGAUUAGUCCUAGCAUUGAAUGCAUUGGGAUCUGGAACCGGGGGUAGAAGAGAAUCGUCACUGGAAGGUAGCACUUCAACAGCAAGAGAAAGUCCAGCUGCUGUCAGACAUGCUCAGCAAACUAGUCCGCCAUCAGCAACACGAAUAACCAAAGAGGCAACAAGUAGUCCAUCGGAAUUAAGAAAACAAACAGUACCUAAACAGGAAGUGAAAAUAACAACAUCGCCCACGAAUCCUAGGAUAAAAUCACCUACUAUGUUAAGGGCAGGCACGACACCAAAGGUUUUACGCCCACCUGUAAAGGAAAAUAUGGAGAGACGUUCAUCAUCACCAAGAAAGCUGGAUUUGACAAGAUUUUCAAAAUUUGGUGAAAUGGUUACAAAACCUGAUGUUCCAGGCCUCGAAGAGCGGAUUUUAGAACGUCGUAAAAGUCGAAUGUCUAAUGAUAUUACAUUCCCACCCGAAACGCCAAGAAAAAGUCUGACCGGAAGUGAUACAUCUCAGGUACACCAUACUGCAGCAAACGUAAAUUUUACAGAAACAACAAAGCCAUAA
This is a messenger RNA of Meloidogyne enterolobii, 2002 nucleotides long. The record is from the annotation of a GenBank genome assembly. NCBI's taxonomy places the organism in Eukaryota, Metazoa, Nematoda, Chromadorea, Rhabditida, Meloidogynidae.